Dictyostelium discoideum AX4 is the source of this 2373-nucleotide messenger RNA. RefSeq lists its product as hypothetical. The transcript is spliced from 2 exons. Bases 1 to 2373 code for a protein of 790 amino acids. Gene Ontology annotation, cellular component: membrane. The record is from RefSeq and is a predicted model, not a curated record. Lineage: Eukaryota; Evosea; Eumycetozoa; Dictyosteliales; Dictyosteliaceae.
AUGUCAAGUAAUACUACAACACCAACACCAACAUCAACACCAACACCAACAUCAUCACCAAGUAUAGGACCAGUACCUAUACCUUAUGAAUCAGCAAGUUUUGGAAAUUUAUUAUUUUUUGCAAUUUCAUUAGUACUAUGUGGAGUUGUCGUAUUGAUUGGUAUGAAACAAUACAUUUCAUUAAAGAGAACACCAAUUUAUGCAACAUUUUUCUCUUUUUUAGGUUGGUUUAUGUGUUUUUCAAUUGCAUAUUUAGUACCAUUAGAUAUUAUUGUUACUGAUCAUUUACAAUGUGUUAUUGAAAACAAUGAAACAUUAACAGGAGAAUGUGAGAUACCAGUAACUUAUUUACCAUAUGGAAUGAUAACACAACAAUGGAGAUUUUUAUAUUUUGGAUCAUUGAUAUUAUGUUGGGUAAUAUUCCCAGUACUUCAAUCAUUUUCAACAGCAGGUGAUUUUAGAUUUUGGGAAAGAGUAAAGAGAGCAACUAAAGAGAAUGUUAUAUUAUAUACUUUUAUGUUUAUUGCAGGAUUAAUUGGUAUCAUUGUGAUUCUAAGUGUUAAAGAGAUGGAUCCAAGUAGUUUUUUAAGUUUUGUAAUGUUAUUAGCAAAUGUCUAUGGUGUGAUUUUAAUUACUAUCACAAUGGGAUACGGAUUAAUCGAUGUGCCACGUAAUCUAUUAAGAAAAGGAAGUCAUUAUGCAAUUCUACGUAACUAUCGUGUGGAGGCUGUAGUGUUGAAAACUGAAUUGGAGGAUGUUAAAAGACAAUUGAUUGACCAUUUGAAAUUGAUUAAAACCAUAUCGGAUAGAGCAGGUCAAUACGACCCAUUUAGAAUCUAUUUAGAUGUUAUCAUUUCAAAAUGUCCAACAGAGUAUGAUGUAUUGAUUCAAGAGUACCAUGCUGAACCAUUACCAGCAGGUAUGGAAGCAGAGAUUUUAAGUUAUAAAUAUUUAGUUGGUAUUCAUUCUACUCUAUUGGAUUUAGUUGAUCGUAAUCAUUCCGCAGAGGUGUUGUAUGAACGUUUAUUAGGUAAAGCAUUUGCAAUUGAGGAUAUUAUUGAAACUCGUGAACGUAACAAACAAACAGCUGGAAACAACCAAAUCGCCGGUGAAGAGAGAUCAAUUCAGUGGUCAUUUAAAUCAACGAAAUCAAAUGGUAAAUUCGAAUAUUUAUGGCAUAUGUAUAUUCAUCCUUGGUAUUUCAUUAUUGCAGGUUUGGUUUGUGUUUGUUUGUCAGGUAUUAUAUUGUGGAGUGAAAUUGUAUUAGCACUCGUUAGUAAUCCAGAUUAUUCACCAUUCUAUCGUGCAAUCGUAAGAAUGGAGCCAGGUAUUGGUUUACAAAUAUUUUGUUUCAUACCAAUGAUCUAUAUGUGUGUUUGCUCCUAUUCAACAUUAUUCAAAUUACGUAUUUCAAACUAUUACCGUCUCGUACCACAACAAUCAAAUACUUUUAGUAUCAUGUUUAGUGCAAAUUAUCUUUGCCGUUUAGCUGCUCCAUUAGCAUAUAAUUUCAUUCAAAUUUGUCAUGUAAAUCAAGAUAAUUCAAUCGUUUCUCCCUUUUCAAAGAUUAUGGGUGAUAUGAAUGCUUUUGGUGAUAAUGCAUUGGGUAAAAGAUUCACUCUAUUCUUUCCAAUCUUUAUGAUUGUAGUUUGUGUCAUCUCUUUCUUUAAUCUUCAUAAAAGAUUGGCCGGUUCUUGUUGUAUUAGAAGUUUAAGAAUUGUAACUGAUACUUCUGAAGGUGCAGUAGACCAUGGUUUGAAAAUUUUAAAACAAGAACGUGAAGAAAGAUCUCUUACUGGUGGUGUUGCUCCUGUCAAAACAAGAAUGAGUAUCGUUAAAGAAAUGUUCACCAAAAAGAAAGGAGCUGGUAUUUUAGUAACCGAUAAUAGUCAAUUAGAUGGUGCCAGUGGUGCUCAUAGAGAACCAUCAAUUGAUUCUUCAAAUAGAUAUAAACCUACACCAACAAAAACUUCAAUUAAUAUUCCAAAAUUAUCAAGAACUUAUACUUCUGCUGCUGGUAAUGUUUAUUCUUCAACUCAAGAUGGUGAUGAAAAUUCUAAUUCAGGUAUCAAACCAAUUAAUAGUUUCUUUUCCAGUAUUUUGGGUGAAAAAGGAAAUGCAUCAAAUAAUAAUAAUAAUAAUAAUAAUAAUAAUAAUAAUAAUAAUAGUAAUAAUAAAAAUAGUAAUAAUAAUAAUAAUUCAAUUUUAACAUCAAAUUAUGAAAGUUAUUCUACUCCAAGAACUAAAGACAAACAAGGUUUACUUUCAUCUGCUUUAGAUAAAAUGGAUUUUUCUUUCCAAGAUGAUGAUGAUCAUACUUUUGAUGAUAUAGAAAUGGGUGCUUAUGGAACUGGCCGUAAAAAUAAAAAGUAA